Messenger RNA from Xenopus tropicalis (tropical clawed frog), 1029 nucleotides. It is a transcript of the gene tmigd1, whose product is annotated as transmembrane and immunoglobulin domain containing 1. Bases 75 to 875 code for a protein of 266 amino acids. Lineage: Eukaryota; Metazoa; Chordata; Amphibia; Anura; Pipidae. The transcript is spliced from 7 exons. The record is from RefSeq and is marked provisional.
CUCCAUUGCCCCCCCGGCAGUCUCCUUCCUGGGACUUCUCGAAGCCGUCCGGGUUCAGGCUGGGCACGAUGUAGAUGUCGGUGGAAUUGACUGACUUUAUCCACAGAAUGAAUCUCUGCCUGUGCUUGGCGCUUGGUCCCCUGCUGGUACUGCACCAUGUGGCAGCGGUGCAUCUGGAACUAAAUACCAAGAAUGUAAGUCAUGUUAUGAAGCUUAAUAUUAGUGAAAUGGCAAGCCUGAGAUGUGAAGUUCUUGAUAACACUAGGAAUGAGGAAUUGAUCUGGUACCGGGGAAUACGGCAAGUGGAUGUCUCUAAGAAAAACAAUGUGAAUUCCAGCCAAGUCUGCAUUUUCCCACUAUCUACAGAGGACAAUGGAGUCAGCUUUACAUGCUUGCUAAAGAGGGACAAUACAGUCAAACUAUCCGUCAUGCUGGAUAUCAGAUUUCCUCCCAUCUUGGAAGGAGAGAGCUCUGUGACUGUAGAAGUGGGCAAAAGCGCUCAGCUGACCUGUAUUGUCAAAGCCAACCCUCAAGCAGAGAUGGUCUGGAAAAAAAAUGGUGUUGUAGUAACUAUGGAGAAGUCUCGGUACAGACAAUACCUGGACAGUGAUAAGUUCCAGCUUAACAUCGACAAAGUAGUGGAGACGGAUGGAGGGAUCUACACUUGUGUGGCAGUUGCCACUGACGACAAUACUACAACUACAGAAACAAAAAUGUUUGAGCUACUGGUGGAAGGCAAGAAGGAAGUGCUCCCAGUGGAGGCCAUAGCAGCAGCAGUAGUGGUGGGAGCACUGGUUAUCCUCUUCGGCUUGUUUGCACGGAGAGAGACCUUUUUCAAACCAUGCAUGAAGAAGCGAGAUGACACCUCUCUGUGAGACAUUUAGUACCGGGUGUAGCGGAGAAGACCGCAUUCCCCAUUAACAGUAAUCAGCUUGACCACCAUGAAGAUGUUCUACAGCUUUUCCAGACGUUCGUGGGGCUUUAAUAUGUGAAUAUUUAUGCAAAAACCUAUAUAAACACUAGCCUGAG